Messenger RNA from Durusdinium trenchii, 2104 nucleotides. The record is from the annotation of a GenBank genome assembly. Lineage: Eukaryota; Dinophyceae; Suessiales; Symbiodiniaceae.
AGCUAGCUUGCUCCGACUGGGUCUUGCUGGGUUUCGCUGCUGCCCAUGGCACUUCGCUUCGAGCUGCUGGCUUUGGGCAGCGCACUGAUCAUCCAGCUCUUCUAUUCGCAGCUCUACGAGACCUUCUUCCAGCAAAGUGCAGCAGAACCAGGAACCACUGCACCAAGUGCGUCACCAAGCACCCCCAAGGUGGACGAUGUGCCCAACCUUGAAGUGAUUGAAGUGCGCGAGUAUUUGUCCUCUGAGUGUGAUGGGCCGCCUGCCCGGGUUUGGGAGAUCCGGGUCGAGGUGGAGUCGACACCUGAUCACCCUGGAGUCCUGCCCUGCAUCAAAAUUCGUCCUCAGAUGAAAGUUCCAGGGGAAAUGACUUCACGGGCAUUGGCAGAGAAUCUCUACGGUAGAGUGUCCUGUGAGACACUUCGGCACGAAGAAGGCGGAUUUCUGGAUUUAUGCUCUGAUGAGACCUGCAGCGAAGCUGGCUGCCAAAGAAUCUCCAUUGUACCUGAAGGUGAGUGUGGACUGAGCUUUACUGGCUUUUCAGCUGUGCCAGGAGCCAGGCGAGUCCCCUUCCGGAGACGUCUCCAGUCGGUUGGGCGCGGGAUGCGGCGGAGCCUGGCUGGACUCGCUGGAGUUGCUGGUCCAAUUUGGAGUUGUUGGCUGUUUGCUCCCUGCCGACACUUCUCACCAGCCGGGCGCUGCGGACACAUUCACUUGAGAGCUGAGAAAAUCAUCGACCUGUCCAGCUUGGACUUGUCAGUGAAUGACACAGAUGAAGCAGACGAUUGGGAAGCAAUGAUUGACCGCAUGGACUUUCAAGGAGGCCUUCCAACAGCCAGUGAUUUCCGAGCUCCUGAACAAUCUUCUGCCUAUGAUGAAGAGGCCUUCUUGGAGAUCGAAGCCACAGAACUCAAGAGGGCAUUGCAGAAUGGCUAUGCGAUUUGGGAUGUCCGAGAGCCAGAUGAGUACCGUCUGGGACAUUUGCCACAGUCCAAAAACGUGCCACUCUCGGACUUGGAAGCUGCAUUGGAGCCGUUUCCGGAAAGGGGAUUGCUGCUCAUUUGUGCCACUGGAAGCCGAUCCUCACAGGCUCAAGUCCGAUUGUCGAGAGUCUAUGGGAUUUCAAACGUCUUCAGUGUGCGGGGAGGCUUGGCAGCUUGGGAGGCGGCCGGAGGACAAGUUUCCUUGAACUAUUCCGGAGAUGAUCUUUGACUGGCUGUUUCACUCCGAAGCUGAAGAUUUGGACAUGCCAAGACUGCUUAACCGCCUUCACUUUGAUUCCUGAAUUUUGGGACUGAACUUGGGUGUAUUGGCAGUGGUGAAUGAGAAGGCAGUCACAGGCGUCCAUUGAACAAAGGGCCAAUCUGCUACGGAUGCGGGCCGCACUUCGCAUGAAUCCAAUCACAACCUCACCAAAAGGUUGAACAGUUGAACACGAAUGAGUGGCCAUCGUCAAGUGACCUCAGCAGAAGUCUGGCCAACAGCCACCAGCAUUGCAAGUUUGACACAUAAACAUUUGCGUCCCUAUGCAGACUAAUUAUCCGCCGCAUGCGACUGAAGCUUUGAGAGAUGGUCAGGCAAACAAGAUUCUCCACCAGGAUUCUGCGAGUCAGCGCUCUUUGGGCAGGGACUACUAGUAACAAGAAGCUAUAUUCUAGGAGCUAGGUUUGAAGGUGAGUCCAGUGCGCACCGGGACUACCCAGCACCCUUGGAAGCUUUGCGGCACAUGCUGGAGGGCCAUCAGCCUACAAAAGAGCGGAUGUAGGGAGCAGUGCGGUUUGAAGGUUUGUCUUCAAUGUAGGAAGACUAUCAACCCCAGUAUUGAAAUUCUGCUUUGCCUUUUCCUGAACAGUUUCUCACCGUUUGUUCAUAGUUUCUCGCGCAAAGGCUUCCCCAACAAAGUUGUCCAACAAGAUGGUAUUGAAGGGAACAUUUAUAGGUCAGAUAGUUUCAGGAGUUCUCCACUUCCUCCCCAGAGCUUGCCAGAUUUGUUUUGGAUACGGCUCCAUUUGUUGAAGGCGGGCACUGCUGGCAUCCAGCUACACUUUCGCAGCUGUCGUUCUUGGCCUACAGGGCUGGAGGUGAUGCAAGAGGACAUAUUCUCAAC